Nicotiana tabacum (common tobacco) is the source of this 1749-nucleotide messenger RNA. The record is from RefSeq and is a predicted model, not a curated record. Lineage: Eukaryota; Viridiplantae; Streptophyta; Magnoliopsida; Solanales; Solanaceae.
AUGGCCUUUCAAGGGUCUUUGUUGCUAGGCCUCUUUCUAUUAUUAACCAACGUCUUGGUUUUAAUAGAAGUCUCAUUAGCUGCAAAUGUGCCAAGCCAUGAAAUUACACUUCCAUUCAACCGCACCAUUUUCCCAUCUGAAUUCAUAUUUGGGGCUUCCUCUUCCACCUAUCAGUAUGAAGGAGCUUGGAAUGAAGAUGGUAAAGGCCCCAGUAUAUGUGAUACCUUUACCCACACUCAUCCUGAAAAAAUAUUGGAUCACAGCAAUGGAGAUGUAGCUCUUGACUUUUAUCAUCGGUACAAGGAUGACCUUAAACUAGCAAAAUUUGAAGGACUGGAUGCCUUUAGGUUUUCUAUCUCUUGGACAAGAAUUCUACCACAUGGGAAGCUAAGUAAAGGAAUAAAUCAAGCUGGUAUCGACCACUACAACAGUCUCAUCAAUGAGAUUGUAGCCCUUGGUAUCAAACCUUUGGCAACACUUUUCCAUUGGGAUGUGCCUCAAGCACUAGAAGAUGACUACCUUGGUUUUCUCAGCCCUAAGAUUGUGGAAGAUUUCCUAGAUUUCGUGGAGAUUUGCUUUAAAUUUUUUGGACAUAGGGUGAAGCUGUGGUCAACCAUGAACGAGCCAUGGAUUUUUUCAGUGACCGGUUACGACAGUGGCACGUUGGCACCCGGCCGGUGUUCUGUUUGGAGGAACAAUAACUGUUCCGCUGGAAAUUCUGCCACCGAGCCUUAUACAGUUAGCCACAAUAUCCUUCUUGCUCAUGCAGCUGCUGCUAAACUCUAUAGGCAAAAAUACAAGCCAACUCAAAAAGGGGAAAUCGGAAUUAUUCUAGUGUCUCACUGGUUCGAGCCUUUCUCCAACAAACCGGAGGACAUUAGAGCAUCUAGACGAGCACUUGAUUUUAUGCUUGGAUGGUUAUUACACCCUUUGACUUAUGGAGAUUAUCCCAUAAUCAUGAAGGGACUUGUCGGAAAGCGCUUACCAAAAUUUACCCCUAAAGAAUCUGAAUUGGUAAAAGGGUCCUUUGAUUUCCUUGGAAUGAACUAUUACACCUCAAAUUUUGCAGCCCAUCUAUCUAGUCCACUUAAUACUGCCAAUGUCAGCUUCACAACUGAUAAUCAAGUUAAUCAGACGACUUCACGAAAUGGACAGCUUGUUGGUGAUCCGACGGGUGUGAGUAUUUUCUUUGUUGCACCAAGGGGACUCUAUAAGCUUCUUCUUUACAUAAAGAAACAUUACAAGAAUCCCAAAAUUUACAUCACAGAGUGCGGAAUGGGUGAGUCUAAUAUUACCAAAGUUGAAGAGGGUGUGAAUGAUAUCCAGAGAGUUGACUUUUAUAAACGCCACAUCAAGGCUCUUUACGAAGCUUUUAAAGAGGGGGUGAACGUUCAUGGUUUCUUUGCAUGGUCAUUUUUCGACAACUUUGAAUGGGGUUCAGGAUACACCCAGAAGUUUGGCAUCAACUUUAUAGACUACAAGAAUAAUCUCAAAAGAUACCCCAAAAAAUCUGCUCUUUGGAUGAAGAGAUUCCUUCUCAAGUAGAAUCGUGAUUCUGUGCUGAAUGUAUCAAAUAAAAGUUCCGUAAUGGAAGUGUUUCAAGCGUAUUAUCUAUGAUUGCCCGUUUUAAUACCUUCUUUAUGAUUCUGCAACAAGUUUUAUUAUAUCUAGGAAAAAUACAUAAGUUGCCUUAAAUUAGUACUACAAAUUUAUGUUGCUAAUCUUAUUUAGCGACAAAUUAACGAUGAA